Molecule: messenger RNA, 455 nt
Organism: Stereum hirsutum FP-91666 SS1
Lineage: Eukaryota; Fungi; Basidiomycota; Agaricomycetes; Russulales; Stereaceae
Exons: 2
Coding region: 1-330 (109 amino acids)
Source: RefSeq, a predicted model, not a curated record
AUGGCAUGGGAGCUGGAAGUGGUCGGAUCGUGCAGGGUCGUCUAUUUUUUUUUCUUCUUUUCGUGCGGGUGCGCUUGGACUUGGACGUUGCGUGAAGCCACAACACAGCACGGCCGUGGCAUUGGGCGUGCGAAUGGGAAAAGAGGGGCGCGGCAGAAGGAGCCUGUGCUGGUCUGCGAUGGCGCAUCUGCCGCGUUGCCGCUCCUUGACCGGGGAAGCACAGCGUAUUUGGUGGAGAGAGAGAUCUCCAAGAACGGGAUGCGAUCUUUCGGCUCGAGAAGAUCUGUGCUCGCUCGACCGUUCGCUCUCGCCGCUCGGGCCACCUUCUGACGCCCAAAAAUAAACCCAAAAAUAAACGCGAGUUCACGCGUUCUCAACAGUCGAUCUUCCGAGGCGAUUCGCGUCCGUCCGCCAUCCUCGCGUCUCUCCUCCAGAAUUACACCAUGCCCAACACC